This is a messenger RNA of Folsomia candida, 629 nucleotides long. RefSeq lists its product as uncharacterized. The transcript has 3 exons. The record is from RefSeq and is a predicted model, not a curated record. The coding region runs from base 26 to 607 and encodes 193 amino acids. Lineage: Eukaryota; Metazoa; Arthropoda; Collembola; Entomobryomorpha; Isotomidae.
UACCUCAAAUAUUUACGGCGACACAAUGUUUGUCGUUCCAAAAUUUACUGCAGACGAUUUUAAUCGCUGCAAACGUUCACACGGCAGAAAAAAUUCAACCGUUAGUCCAACCACAAGUCUAACCCGCACUAAAAAGCGACGUCACCGUAAAUCUGGCGGAUUCCGAAGUAAAAAAGCCAAAAUUAUGGUAAAAGUGACGGUCCGACAACAUAGCAAUAAUUCCACGGAUCCUCCAUCCGGUGGCGAAAACCAUGUGGAAAUUCACCUGCGUAAGAGCAGUAUCAAAUUGGGCUAUUUACAGCCCAUCCUUCUCAUCGAUUUGAAAAACACGGCGCCCUCGCCCUCAUUGAUAAGCGUGGACGAGACUAAUCGGAAACAGGUCAAUAUUUUGGUGGACAUCACAACCUGGGCGAUCGAGUUUCCCAGCGAACCGGAAGCAGCACAGUUUGUUACAGAUGUUAAAGCCAGGCUUCGUAAAAUCCCCAGCCCCACUCCAUCCCUCUCGUCAUCAGAUGAUAAUCAAGAUAUGGCGUCAUCUUCAGAAAGUGGAGCUGGAAGUUCGGAAUAUGAUAGUGGAGAAGAAGACAGUGCUGACCCAUCCGCAUAAAGUUUUUAGAAAGUUAACUAUG